Messenger RNA from Tarenaya hassleriana, 2986 nucleotides. RefSeq names its product mechanosensitive ion channel protein 6. The transcript is spliced from 5 exons. Gene Ontology annotation, biological process: transmembrane transport; monoatomic anion transport. The coding region runs from base 234 to 2789 and encodes 851 amino acids. Gene Ontology annotation, cellular component: plasma membrane. Gene Ontology annotation, molecular function: mechanosensitive monoatomic ion channel activity. Lineage: Eukaryota; Viridiplantae; Streptophyta; Magnoliopsida; Brassicales; Cleomaceae. The record is from RefSeq and is a predicted model, not a curated record.
UUUUGUUCUUCAGGUACACGCGGCAGUCUCACAUUUUCCUGUCCUUAUCUCUCACCAGAAUCAAUGCCACAGAGAGAAAUCAUAAAGGAAACGUUUUCUCUUUCCGCUUUCCCAGUUACCAAACACCCUGUAACCGCGAAAAGACUCUUCUUUUUCGUGUUCCUCAGCCAAGAUUGGUCCUUUUGAUCCAAACCCACUUCGGCUUCAUCGUGUUACACUCUGUAUCUCGUGUAAUGGCCGCUGAUUCGGCGGACCGGCGGGAUUUUGUCGUGAAGAUCGACGGCGAAGACGAGCGGAACAAUGGCGGUGCCGGGGACAGCGUCGGAAGAAUCUGGAGAGACGGCAGUUGCGAUUUCUGGACCGAUGGGCAUGACAAUCCGAGGAACGCUCCUAAUACGGCGGUCGACGGCGGAAGAGACGCCGCGGAGCAAGACGAGGGUUUCGAUUUCCGGCGAGGUGGUAACGGCGGAGCGGAGGACCCUCCGACGAAGCUGAUCGGUCAGUUCCUUCAAAAGCAGAAAGCUUCCGGCGAGGUUUCACUUGAUAUGGAUCUGGGCAGGGUCGAGCUUCAGCCUCGUGGCUUAACUCCGGUGUCGGAAUCUCCGGCGUCGGCGACGGCGAACAACAAUUCCGCCGCCGUGAAGAGACGGGACAGUAAUGGUAGCGCCGCCAACGAGGACGGAGAGGUCGUGAAGUGUAGUUCCAAUGCGUCGUUUCAGAGAAGCUCCAGUAAUUUGCUGAAGACGAGGACGAGGUCUCGGCUUCUGGACCCGCCGACGCCGCCAUUGCCGCCGCAACAUCCGGGGGAGAUGAAGUCGGGUCGAGUCCCGAGAUCGGGUCAGUUGAAAUCCGGAUUCUUCGGGAAAACCCCAAAAACACCGGGAAAAGAAGAAGAGGAAGAAGACCCAUUUUCAGACGAGGAUGUUCCAGAAGAGUACAAGAGAGAUAAUCUGAGUUUCUGGAUCUUGCUUGAAUGGGUGAGCUUGAUUCUGAUCAUCGCUGCUCUUGUCUGUUCUCUAGUGUUUCCUUUCUUGCGUGGCAAGAAACUGUGGAAACUCGAGCUGUGGAAAUGGGAACUGAUGGUUUUGGUGCUGAUUUGUGGUAGACUGGUGUCUAGUUGGAUCGUUAGGAUCGUCGUCUUCUUCGUCGAGAGGAACUUCUUGUUACGGAAGAGGGUUUUAUACUUUGUGUACGGAAUCCGAAAGGCGGUCCAGAAUUGUCUCUGGUUAGGGCUUGCUCUGACCGCUUGGCAUUUCUUGUUCGACAAGAAAGUCGCGAGAGAGACAAACAGCAAAGUUAAGUACGUGACCAAAGUCCUCAUCUGUCUACUUGUCGGUUUCGCCUUAUGGCUCGUAAAGACACUGUUGGUUAAGGUUCUCGCCUCAUCUUUCCACAUGAGCACCUACUUUGACAGAAUCCAGGAAUCUCUCUUCACUCAGUAUGUCAUCGAGGCCUUAUCGGGUCCUCCAUUGAUCGAACUCCAGAAAAACGAGGAAGCAGAAGAAGAGGAGAGAAUUGCAGACGAGGCAAAGAAACUCGUGAACCCUAGCGGCGGUAACACUCCAUCGGGUACCGGAAAAAGCCCGAGAACCGGGAAAAGCCCGUUGGUAUCCCGGCUGCUGUCAACGGAAGGUGACAGUAAGGGGAUAACCAUUGACAGCCUGCACAAGAUGAACCCUAAGAAUGUUUCGGCAUGGAGAAUGAAGAGGCUGAUGAAUAUGAUCCGGCAUGGAGCACUUACCACGCUGGAUGAACAGAUACAAGAUUCGAAUCUCGAGGAUGAUAAGGGAAACCAGAUCAGAAGCGAGUUAGAGGCGAAACUCGCUGCAAGAAAGAUCUUUCACAACGUCGCAAAGCCCGGGUCAAAGUUCAUAUACAUGGAGGAUAUAAUGCGAUUCAUGCCGGAAGAUGAAGCGAUGAAGACAUUGAGCCUAUUCGAAGGAGCAUCAGAAAGCAACAGAAUCAGUAAAUCGUCAUUGAAGAAUUGGGUGGUGAAUGCGUUUAGAGAAAGAAGGGCACUGGCCUUGACCCUAAACGACACGAAAACGGCGGUGAACAGGCUUCACAAGAUGGUGAACAUACUUGUUGGAAUCAUCAUUGCAGUGAUUUGGCUUCUGAUCCUGGGAAUUGCUACGACCAGAUUCCUGGUGGUGAUCAGUUCGCAGGUAGUGCUUGUCGCGUUCAUAUUCGGGAACAUGUGCAAGACGGUCUUCGAGUCCAUCAUCUUCUUGUUCGUUAUUCAUCCCUUUGAUGUCGGCGAUCGCUGUGAGAUUGACGGCGUUCAGAUGGUGGUAGAGGAGAUGAACAUAUUGACAACAGUGUUCCUGAGGUUCGAUAACCAGAAGAUCGUUUACCCGAACAGUCUCCUGUGGACUAAAUCCAUCGGAAACUACUACCGCAGCCCUGAUAUGGGCGACGGAAUCGAGUUCACCGUCCACAUUUCUACUCCCGCUGAUAAGAUCGCUUUGAUGAAGCAGAGGAUAACGAGCUACAUUGAGGGGAAGAAGGAUCAAUGGUACGGGGCGCCGAUGAUAAUAUUCAAAGACAUGGAAGGGUUGAACAGCGUGAGGAUAGCGGUGUGGCCAACGCAUCGGAUGAACCACCAGGACAUGGGAGAGAGGUGGUCGAGACGGGCUCAGCUCGUUGAAGAGAUAUCUAAGAUUUGCCGAGAAGUAGAUAUCGACCAUCGGUUGUACCCUCUCGACGUCAACAUCCGACAUAUGCCGCCUCUGCCCGUUUCCGACCGUCUCCCUCCUGCUUGGUCCGCCGCUCCGACCAGCCGAAGUUGAACUGAAUCUGAACGCAUUGCCAUUUUGUGAAUGAGUUCGGCUUUUAUGUGAGAUUCCUUUUCUUUUGAGGAAGAAAUUGUUACUUCGAGAUUUUGGUAGAACAUGUAAUAGCUGGUCAAUAUAGAGGUUGAUGCGAGAACUCGAAAUUUCGGAUAUUCGCUAUCGGUGGAAUGAAUACGGAGACCCGACUUCUUGCU